This is a messenger RNA of Nematolebias whitei (Rio pearlfish), 910 nucleotides long. RefSeq names its product phosducin. Gene Ontology annotation, biological process: regulation of G protein-coupled receptor signaling pathway. Bases 89 to 655 code for a protein of 188 amino acids. The record is from RefSeq and is a predicted model, not a curated record. The transcript has 4 exons. Lineage: Eukaryota; Metazoa; Chordata; Actinopteri; Cyprinodontiformes; Rivulidae.
AAAAGGUGUCAUCAACGACUGGAGACGGUUCAAGCUGGACAGCGUGGAUCCGACUGUCCCGCAAAGAAAGAGAGAGCUGCUGAGACAAAUGUCCAAUCCUCGAGAGGACGACAAGGAAAGGGUCAACAGAAAGAUGAGCGCUCAGGAAUACGAACUGAUCCAAAACGAGGACGAGCACGGCCUGAAACGCUACAGGAAACACUGCAUGCAGGAAAUGCACGAGCGCUUGAGCUUCGGGCCAAAGUUUGAAUGCGUUCACAAUCUCGAGAGUGGGGAGGCCUUCCUGGAAGUGAUAGAGAAGGAGCAUCGGCUGACCCUGGUGGUGGUCCACAUCUACCAGCAUGGUGUCAAAGGCUGUGAGCAGAUGAACUCGUGUCUGGACUGUCUGGCGAUGGAGUACCCCACUGUUAAAUUUUGUCGUAUUGAUGCUGAGGCAACAGGGGCUGCGGAGCGCUUCUCCUCUGAGGUUGUUCCUGCCCUGCUCGUCUACAAGGCUGGUGAACUACUGGGUAAUUUCCUGGCCGUUACCAAACUCUUCAGCGAGGAGUUCUUUGCAACAGAGGUGGAGGCGUUUCUUAAUGAAUAUGGCCUCUUACCGGAGAAAGAGUUUGCUGCGUGUGCCGAUGAUGCAGAUGAGGCAGAAGAUGUGGAGUAGAAGAAGAAGAGGAAGAAAGGAGAAGGCCAUGAAAGAGUGAGACAGAUAUGGAAAAAAUAAAGAUGAAGAAGAGAAGCUGAGGAAAUGAAGAUGUGGAGGAAAACGGUGUUUGUCAGGAUGCACGCACACAAUUAAACAAAGCAUAAACAAUAAAUAUAUAGUAAUAAACUUUCACCAGUGCACAGCAAAUGCUGAUAGCUUUAGGUGUAAAUGAAAAGAUGAAGGAUAUUUGUGUUGAAAUAGCAAACCAGUUCA